AUGCCUCAAAAGGGAUCCGGAAGGGCGAGAGUCGGGGAUGCCAACUCUCCAACAAGACAUAACGGUGCUAGGGCACUAGCAAGAACUGCGCCAAAUGACUAUUCCACCGAAUUACCGUCGAAAGUAUAUUCCAUGGCUUUCAACAAUGCGCUGAGCCACCAAUAUAAAAGUGGCAAGCUGUUUGUUAUUGGUGGUAACAAAAUCGACUUGAUAUCCCCCACACCAGAGCUAGACUUGAACGCAUUGGAAAUUAUGAAUACAAACACAUCUGGAGAUCAGGAGAUUCUUGAAGGCGAAGUCAUUUUCAGGAAAUUCUUGGAGGAAUUCCAACUUAAAGGUAAGAGACUACUUUUCAUCACCGACAAGGCCAGAGAGGGGCUGAUGAAAAGUUCUGAGCCGUUCAAACAAAAAGUAGACGUCAUACAGAAGGAGCUUAUUGAGGUCAAUGACAUACUGAGGGCACAAGCUGUCUUCAUAGAAUUAGAAGCUCUUGAAUAUCUAGCAAUAGCGCACCAAAGAGAGUAA
Saccharomyces kudriavzevii IFO 1802 is the source of this 525-nucleotide messenger RNA. RefSeq names its product mitochondrial 54S ribosomal protein uL4m (gene YML6). Gene Ontology annotation, molecular function: structural constituent of ribosome. Bases 1 to 525 code for a protein of 174 amino acids. Gene Ontology annotation, cellular component: ribosome. Gene Ontology annotation, biological process: translation. Lineage: Eukaryota; Fungi; Ascomycota; Saccharomycetes; Saccharomycetales; Saccharomycetaceae. The record is from RefSeq and is a predicted model, not a curated record. The transcript has a single exon.